Messenger RNA from Ogataea angusta, 2898 nucleotides. RefSeq lists its product as uncharacterized. Lineage: Eukaryota; Fungi; Ascomycota; Pichiomycetes; Pichiales; Pichiaceae. The coding region runs from base 1 to 2898 and encodes 965 amino acids. Gene Ontology annotation, molecular function: metalloexopeptidase activity. The record is from RefSeq and is a predicted model, not a curated record. Gene Ontology annotation, biological process: proteolysis. The transcript has a single exon.
AUGUCACAAGAACCUGGGAGAAUCACCAAGUUCAUCCAGUCCACCUUUGGGUUCAGGAAAACCACCCUGACGGCAUUGGUGAUUGUUUCUUACAUUGCUACCAUCCUUCUUAAUUUGUACUUCGAUAAGGUCUCCCUCACUCCCCCAGAGCCUGCUCCCCGGAUACUGAGCACCGCGUGGCUAGACCUGCAAACCAUAUCGACCCAUUUCCAUCCUUACACGUCCCACGCCAACGACGACGUUCAUGACUAUCUGCUGGAGAGAAUCUCCACCAUUUGCACAAGAAAGAGCUAUAUGGAGGUUGAUGACGAUUAUGACAAGGUAAAGUUCAUGGUGAACCAGCAGGACGUUUUUGACCCAGAGUCUCUUGCAAACAGAAUCAUUUACUUUGAGAGCGGCAACAUUGUGGUGAAAAUUGAAGGCAAAAGCCCCGCCUUGCCCGGUGUUCUGGUUAGCUCCCAUUACGACUCUGUUCCGACGGCCUAUGGUGCCACCGACGACGGAAUGGGCGUGGCUUCCAUGUUGGGCAUCCUCGAACAUUACUCUUCAGAUGAGGCUGACCAGCCUGAACGUACCAUCAUAUUCAAUUUCAACAACGACGAGGAGUUUGGGCUGUUGGGAGCAGAAGCGUUCAUGAGACACAAAUGGGCCAAACUUGUGAAAUACUUCGUCAAUUUGGAGGGAACGGGAGCGGGAGGAAAGGCGAUUUUGUUUAGGAGUACUGACGUUGGAGUACUCAGCUACUACUCGGCCGCAAGCAGACCGUUUGCCAACUCUUUGUUCCAAGAGGGUUUCCAGAGCGGUCUCAUCAGGUCCCAGACAGACUACAAAGUCUACGCUGAAAAUGGUUUCCGCGGAGUAGACAUUGCCUUCUACAAGCCAAGGUCUUUAUACCACACUUUACGGGACUCAAUCACAGGCACCUCUCUGGGCUCGCUGUGGCACAUGGAGGUCAAUGCCCUGAACCUCAUUGACGCUUUGGCGAACGAAAACACACAAAUCAGCGACGAUACUUCCCAGGCGGUGUUCUUUGACAUUCUCGGCAAGUUCUUCUUCUACUGUUCUGUCAACACGCUUUACAUUCUGGACAUCUUCAUUGUGAGCAUUGUGCCAAUAGUCACCAUCGUUUGUGUGCUCAUUGUUGCCAGAAGGGGAACUUGGUAUGUUGAGUUCGGCAGAGGCUGGUUGAGGUACCCAAUUAGUCUAAUAGCAUCCUACGCAUUGACUACAUUUGUCUCCAAAUACCUCUAUCUCAAUGAUCCGAUCCUGCUCUCAAACGACUAUAUCUCUCCGUUAUUGGCCCUGACAUCUUUGAAUCUCCUUUGCAACUACCUGAUCUUGAAUUUCCUUGCUUGGCUGCGGCCCAUCCACGACCAAAAACUGGUUUGCUUGCUUGAGUUGAAUAUGAUCUUGUGGAUCGGUGCAAUUUGGAUGACCAUGAAGGAGAAGCAGGAGCAAAAUGUUGCAGGCUACACUAUAACAAUUGUGCAUUUGCUGGUGUCUGUUUCGUCAGUUUUUGGACUGAUAGGGCUGAUAGUCAAAAGAAGAGCUCCUCGCUACAGAAGAACAAUGAAACCAAGAAUAUAUGGAUCAAACGAGGAGGAGCAGCCUCAUUCGGACAAUGAAAACAACUCUCCAGCAGAGACGAUUCCAGACUCCAACGACUCGGAAAGCCAGCCGUUGCUACCGGCAGAGAACUCAUCCAAUAACAACAAUUCCACCAUAGUGAUCAUAGAGCACGAGUCAGAGGAAACUUACAAGCAGAAACUCAAACAUGCAGCACUGCAGUCUUUCUCGUAUGACUGGUCCAUCCAAUUCCUUAUUCUUGUGCCAUUGUCCGUUUUUGUGAUCUACACAAACGGUGAAUUGGUUCUACAAGCCUUGAAUCAGACUGUACAGGAAUCCUCGUACUUCGGCAAGGUCACAAUGCAAAUUCUUGUUGGGGUGGCCGUUGGUCUUGGCAUUCCGGUGACACCAUUCAUCCACAAGCUCAAUUUCGCGCUGGUGCUUUUCUUCACUGCUGUCUUGCUGGUGUGCUCUACGGUGUCAUACUUCGAAAGCCCUUACUCUUACACUAACCCACUGAAGCUACGCUUUUUGCAGACUAUUGACGAGGCUUCAAAGGUUCCACUAGUCAACCUGUUCGGCCGCGCUGGCUACAUUGAGCCAAUGCUCCGUGAUCUUCCUUCGCUGAAGGAUAGCGGGAGCGCUAUCAGCUGCACUAUCAAUAAUGAACUCGGCACGGAGCGUUGUCAGUACGAGGGUCCUCGUCCCUACCUUUUGGACGGAACCAGUGCGGAUAACGAGUUUUCGCACUAUUUGAACAUUCAAGUCGUUAACAACUCGAACAAUGGCGACGUUGUGGACAACUUCAGCCCUGUGGAGGUGGAUUUCCUCAUUAACGUGCAAGACAACAGAAAUUGCAUUUUGCGGUUCAACUCGUCCAACUACGACUCGCUCAAGUCUCCUCAUUCAGAAAAGAUGGUCUCACCAGUCAAGAUGGUCACUCUGUACGUGGACGGAUACGAGUCCGUGCCGUUGUCUUCGGUUCCUUCCGGCUAUUCGACCGACGAGGCCGGCAACCAUCGGUUCAAGACGAUGAAAGGUAUUGACGAGAUCCAGCUCCACAAACUCAACUGGACGCAGCCAUACUACCACGUUGGUCUACAAUGGCUGCGCACUGCGUUUGAUGACGACGAGGACAUCGACAAAAGUAAACUAUUAGGGGUGUCUGUGUCAUGCUACUGGGGAGAGUACGACGAGGAGGUCCGUGUCGACGACCACAAGGUUCGCAAGGUCAGGGCUUUGGACGAGCUGAUACAGUACUCACCACGCCAUGUGGUGUACAGCAACCUGGAACGCGGACUGGUGGAGAUUAAUGCGCAUGUAAUUCUUUAG